CACUGUCCUCCCUAAAAAGAAGCUUGUAGUAUUUAUAUAUUUAGGCUAAAACAAGAGACCUUACACUCUGGAUAUUCUUUUUCUUCUUCCUUUUAGGUUCUUUACAAAGAAUCAAGAAGAUGAAGUCAUCAUCGACGUUGCUCACAAGCUUAAACCAGAGACAGCCAUCUUCAUCACCGACGAGAAAACCACCGAAGCAAAAGAGGAAAGCAACGACGACGACGAACGAUAACAAACCCAUCAAAGUCCGUUACAUAUCGAAUCCCAUGAGAGUUGAGACUUGCCCUUCUAAGUUCAGAGAGCUUGUUCAAGAACUCACCGGUCAAGACGCCGCCGAGCUACCUCCGGAGCCCACCACUUACGCCGCCGCAGAUCCCCAACAAGAGGAGAUAAAUCCUGAGCCGUUGGAAGAAGGGGUCAGUGAGUAUUAUUCACCGUUGGAUGAAGAAGUUUUUAGUGCUCCUCAAAUGUCGGCAGGUCUGUCUGCGUUUUUCUCGUCUGGGUUUUACAAUGUGAAUGCCUUAGGGAGCAUUGGCUCUCUCUGAAAAUCUUAUAUAUAUAUAUAUAUAUAUUUAAAAGUUGUCACACCGAUCAGAAGAAGAAAUCGUCUUAUAGUUUAGGGUUUCGUCGAUACCUAUAUAUAUGGAUAUAUAACAUAUGGAUUCUGUUUUUCUUCUUUCGUUUGGUUUGUGGUGAAUUAUUUGUGUUUGUGAGUAAAUAAAUCGUGUUCAUUUCAAGGAAGAAAUAUU
Molecule: messenger RNA, 749 nt
Organism: Brassica oleracea var. oleracea
Lineage: Eukaryota; Viridiplantae; Streptophyta; Magnoliopsida; Brassicales; Brassicaceae
Product: sigma factor binding protein 2, chloroplastic
Exons: 1
Coding region: 120-545 (141 amino acids)
Source: RefSeq, a predicted model, not a curated record